UUCUCUCCUCUCUCCCCCUUUCACCAAAACCCCGCGUUUCAAAAACACAAAUUCCUUUUCUUAUCUUCAAUUUCUAGGGUUUGCGUUUUUACAAUUUUUCUGCUAGAUUUUGUACUUCAAAAUCAGAACUUGGAAUAUUAGGGGUUUUUGUGUAGUGCUUUCUCUUAUCAUACGCUAAUUAGGGUUUUUUGAGAGUACAGAAAUGGAUAUCCAUCAAGAUCUUGACGAUUACAUCAAAGAAUCAAUCGAUUAUACUCUAGGUUUACCUGUAUCAGAAAGAACAUUAGAAAAAAAACUACUUGCUUCUGAAGAUGCAAGAAAACGACUUCAAGAUCAGUACUUUGUUUUAUAUUCUCGGUUGAAAGAGAAAGACGAAUUAAUUGAAAGAUCCAAGUCUGAAGCGUGUAUGAGUAAUCAAGCUGUGAAGAGAUUUGUUGAGGCGAAUCAGAAAUUGGCUCUUGAAUGUAAAAAUCUUCUUUCUCAAUGUUCAAAAUUGGAAAUAGAAUGUUCAUUGUAUGACCAUGAUCGAGAGGCUUUAAUGGAGUUUGGUAACGAAGCUGAUGAACGGGCUAAAGAAGCUGAGAUUCGUGUUGUUGAAGUUGAAAACGACUUGAAAAUACUCUCUGAACAACUUGAUUUCUAUAAACAUCAAUGUGAUGUUCGCAUGGUGAAUGAAAGAAAGGCUACUGAAGAAUUGAUAUCGUUAAGACAGAGGGUCGCGGAGCUUGUACGUUUACGGUCGCUUGAGUCGCAGGAUAAUAAGGUUGCUUGUAACAAAUGUUCCUCAUUCAAGACGGUGAAUGGAAAUUCCCCUCUACAGAUGUCAGACGAUUCAGACGUAAUGAAUGUUGAUUCUUCUGCAUUUAGCACCAACUUGGAAGCACAUCUGCUGGACUCUCUAAUAGUUUCAAUAACUGAUAAAGAUGAAGCUGCGGCAAAUGCACACGCUUUUCUAGAGGCGAAUAGUGGAGUUGAAUCAUGUCAAGGUUUACUCAAAAUAUGGGACAGCUUGAGUCCAGCAACUCAAAAUGUCAUAGCUUUGGCUUCUGAGAUUAGAGCGUUGCAAACCGACAAAGAGCAUCUUACAACUAACCUUGUCAGAGCUGAGGAGGAGGUGAAAGCAUUGUUUGAAGAAAAUACUAUCUUGGAUGAGGAGAAUAAAAGGUUGUUGAGGCAAUACAACAGAGAAAGGCAUCAUCAAGGAUCAGGAGACAAACAUACCAGCAGUGCAUCAACAAAGGGAAAAAAGCGUCGUUCGAGCCCCAAAACAUGCAGUAUAAUUGAGAGGAAAAUUGAUUUUGAGCAAGAUUUACCAAGACAUCCUCUAUCUCCUAUUCAGUACAACUCACCAAAUUCCAGAGUUUAUAACAAUUAAAGGAAGGGAGGUCACCACCAGUAGAGGAUUUUCUAUCCUUUUCUUCUUUUGUGCUUGUAUCAAAGAUUACGUUACCGUCUUCUGGUAACAUACAUCUGUUGUUUGACUUAUUAAACACUGGGAAUCGGCAUUACCUCAAAACCUUCAUUUUCUAUGUUUGUACAAAAACAUUUAUGAAAGGUUCCUGAAAAUUAGUGCAUACACAAUAUAUAUAGGAAGUCUGAAUUCCAUUUCUUAUUUUCUUA
Messenger RNA from Papaver somniferum (opium poppy), 1620 nucleotides. RefSeq lists its product as uncharacterized. The transcript is spliced from 8 exons. Lineage: Eukaryota; Viridiplantae; Streptophyta; Magnoliopsida; Ranunculales; Papaveraceae. The record is from RefSeq and is a predicted model, not a curated record. The coding region runs from base 203 to 1375 and encodes 390 amino acids.